Trachemys scripta elegans is the source of this 5140-nucleotide messenger RNA. It is a transcript of the gene CEP126, whose product is annotated as centrosomal protein 126. Gene Ontology annotation, cellular component: centrosome; ciliary base; midbody. NCBI's taxonomy places the organism in Eukaryota, Metazoa, Chordata, Testudines, Emydidae. The coding region runs from base 119 to 3841 and encodes 1240 amino acids. Gene Ontology annotation, biological process: cytoplasmic microtubule organization; mitotic spindle organization; non-motile cilium assembly. The transcript is spliced from 12 exons. The record is from RefSeq and is a predicted model, not a curated record.
GCGGCGGGGCGGCAGAGCGCCGGGGCCGUGGGCGCCCCCGCCCAGCACUGACCUGGCGUGUGAGGGACCGAGCGGGCCGGCGGCAGGACCUGUCAUGGGGGCGGCCCGGCGGGGCUGAAUGGAGCCCGGCGUGAGGGCCGCGGCGGGUGUCAGCCCCGCACAGCGGGAGCCGGGCUCUGCUGCCCCGGGCGGCCCUGGCUGGAGGAGCCUCUUGCGCCCCGCGCCGGACAGCGCCCUCCAGCGCCCAGCCGGCCCCUUCGCGGGCGGCGCGUGCGCAACUUUGAAAUUUCUUCUUGAACGAGAUUUAGAAGAAGAGCGUGAAGCAUUAUUAGAGGAUCAAAAAAUAUGUCGGAGUCGGGCACGAAAACUUUGUAUAGAGACAAACAGAAGAAGAAAAGCACUUGAGGAAAAACAGAAGGCAGUAGAAGAAAAAGAACUAAAAUCUAGAGAACAUAUCCUGAAACAAAGGAAACUGAAACUUCAAGAAGCAACUGAAAAGUUCCAGCGUGCUCAUCUCCCUUUUUCCCAACGCAGGAGAAUAGUCCAGAGAAAACCAGCUCCUCGAUUAGAAGAGGCCCUUGAACAAAUUCAAGGAUCAGUUUUAACAUCAGGGUUAUAUUUAUCAUCAUCUAAUAGGCACAAAAGUAGCUGCAGAACUACAGAUUCUCCCUCUGGUUCAUCAGCAUCUAAAAAUGGCUUCUUACAUCGGAAGCAGAUCUCCACAAAUGGUGGCUAUGAUAAAAUGAUCCAAGAAAACAGUGGAACAAACUUGGAUAGUGACCAACUUCUCUUCCAGCAAAAUCUGGAGGAAAUGCAGCGACUCCUUGAAGAACAGCAUAUCAGCAGCUUGGCGAAUUUUCACCAAGAAGUCAACCAAAUAACGAAUUAUGACAGCCCAUCAAGCCUGGACAGCCUUGAGGCAGGAGAACAAAAUGAAAAUUAUACAACACCCAGUGAAACAUCUUUGACUACACAGUGGGACGACUCUGUACCCUACAAUUCACAAAAAUCACAGUCUACGAAUAAGAGCUUCCUUGAUACACCUGAACUAACUUUUUCUAAAAAUCAGCAUGUAAAUAAUUGGCUGAUAAAUUUAGAUACCCCAAAUAGCCAGCCAAACACUCCUUUUCAUGACACUUUAGCUAAACAAAAUGUUCUAAUUCCUGCUGAAAAUGUACACAAUCCAAAACAGAAAUCAUUUGUUCUUAGUGGAACAGAAAAAAGAACAACAGACAUAUGUACUUCUGAUAAUCAAAUAACCUUUGUAAAUAGUCCGUGUACUUUUCUGCAAAAUAGGAAAGAGGAAAAAAACAAUAUGUUGAAAGUUCCAUCUUCUGGAAUGGUUAGUAGAGAGAGUUCAUUAGCCACUGAUAGCCCUGUGUUCAAAUCCAGCAAAGCCUGGGCCACCUCUGAUCCUACUCCAAGAGAAAGAGUUCUAGAUUCUGUACAGGAGCAGAGUUCUGAACUGACUCAACAGAGAAGAACCACCUCAUCAGUACAAACCUCAAAUCAGCCUAUGGCAACACCUGUCAUCUUACCUCCAAAACAGUGGAGUUCAGCUGGUGUUCACAACAGUACUUUCUCAUCUAAUCCUUUACAAAAGGGCAAAAAUACAAAUACAGUGCCAGGUACUGAUAAUCUUGACAAUUUGUCAGAAACAAAAGAUGAAAACAUAAACAAAUUUAAUGGUAUUAAUCUGGGAUCAUCUUUAUUUCAAGACACAUCUAAUGCUUCCAUUUUGUGCAACACUGAUCAAGAAGAGGACAAAAAAGAAGAAAAGGGAAAUGUGGAUGAAGCCAUGUCACCUUUGUCUAAUACAAAGUUUAAUUGUGACUUGUCUGAACAUCACAGAUACCUGAGAAAUAACAUGCAUGAGCGAAAGGGAGUGAAAUUGCCCAAAAGCAUUUUAAAGAAAGAAUCUAAAUAUGAAAAUUAUUGUUUCAAAGCAGUGGUUUUGAACCGAAGGAUCAGCUUUGGGAAUCAAACUGCAUCAUCUAUCAGAGACAGUCUAGAACUGGCAAAAAUAAAAGGGAAAGAUGCAGAAAAUCAAAAGACCAAUAAGAAACUUAGAUGGUUUGAUGAAAUUGACAAAAUAGUAGUAGAAGACGAUGAAAAGUGUUCAGAAAAGACCACCACAGGAGUAUCUCAAGCACAGUUGCAGCCAUCUUAUGUUCAAAGUAAACUCAAUGCUUCUAACAAUAAUUUAAGAAGUAUUCCUGCUUGUACCACAAAUUCUAUCUGCACAGAAAAUCACCAGGAUUAUCCUCCGAUAUUCACAAAAAUUGUUGCUGCUGGGGGCUCAGAAAGAGACUAUAUGCCUCUGCGUUCUUUUGUAUCUACAGGUUACCACUUUGCUAAACAAGCUUGGAUGGCAUCAAAGGGUGAUGAAAGUAAACCCCCUGCAUAUAGUGGUGACUCUAAAAUUCAGAAAGGUAAUCUGCGUAAAGGUAAGACAAAGAUAAUCAGAAGACCAAGAUCUGCCAAAACCCAGUCAGGUUUUACACCUAAGAAUAGAAAGGGCACUAUAAUCCGACCACAGUCGGCUAGUGAAGUUCAUAAGAUUAUAAAAGCUCAGGGUAAAAUCAUUGUACCUCAUCCACCACCUAAACCUGUACCAGGCAACAGGACUGAUCAGAAUGUAGCAGACACUAUGUGUCAACCAGUACAUUCUUCCAAAUGUCAAUCCAACACUACAAAUGGCAACUAUGUAAAUGCAAGACACCUUUUGCCAGCAGAUCAGGUUUUAAAUAGAACCACUAUAGAAAAUAAUAAGAGUAUUACUUGCAGUUCUGACUUGGUCACUGUGACAUUGGCACCCCCGCCUUCCUACAACGUAUCUCCAAGUGAGCCUUUGGAAAAGACAAAUUAUACUUUAAAUAAUAUUCAGACAAUUGCCCAACAAGACAGCUUGAUAACUGGUACCAAAAGGAAACCUGUAUGUGCAGAAAAUGGACUACGUCUUGAUCGUACACCAACUGAUGAAGAAAUAAAUCUUUUGUGGCAAGGUGUGCAUAGUGCCCUAGCUCAAAAGGAUUAUGCUGCGGGUGAUUUCCGGCAUUACGAUGCUUGUUACAAUAAUUCCUUUAGCACUAAUUUGCAAUCUACUAAAGCUAACAUAUCCCAUGUUACUAUUGAUGGUGGCAACCUUCUGACCAGUUUUAAAUCAUCUAGAAUGAAUGGAUUUUUCUCUUCUUCAUCAAAUGGCGCUGUUCCUGUUACAAGACGAAAGCAAAUUUCCGACAACAGCGAAAAUAAACGUAGAGCUCUUUUAGAACAGAGAAGACAAAUGGUAGCCUCUGCAGGAAGGAGAUCCACUUAUGAUGCACUGAAUACAGUACAUACUGUCCAGCUAAGUCCAUUUCAAUGUGCAUUUGAGCCAGUGCAAACUAUGAGUGGCAUCCCUAAUUCUGAUGAAGUUUCAGAAAGCACUGCCCAGUUUUUGCUGGCAGAAAAUCUAGCAGGUACAUCAGUUACAGAAGGUGAAAUCCUGGCUGCUAUGGAAACAGUGCAACCACCUGGACAAACCAUGCUGCUUAACAAGGCCCAGCGACGAGGCAUGAGUGCACUGUCACUAGAAGAACAGAAGAUUCUUCAGUCACUUGAUCGUCUCAAUCAAAGGUUGCAGAAUGUCCAAGAAACCAUUGCCAAAAACCUAUCCACGUCAAGUGUUUUACAGAUAAUCUCUCCUUCGAGUUUACAGUUUGACUCCGGCUCUAUAGAAGUCCGUGGGAGAGUUCGAUCUGCUUCAAUUCCCAUGGAUGUCAGUGAGAGAGGGGGGCAUUCAGUACCUCAGAGGAAAGGCUCAGCACUUUGCAGACUCAAGUCCCAAUUCAAGAUAUAGGGACACAAUUUUUUAUGUAGCUGAAAAUAGAAGAUCACAUGAUAUUGUCAAAUUUGGUUUUAUGUUAAACAUCAUAAAAUAUAAAUUGUCAUUUUGUGACCCUAGGCACCCCUGUAUUCACACCUUACACACUACUGCAUUAAUAUUUGUACAAAAUAUGCCUUUUGAAGUAUCAUAUGAAUGCUAGCAAUACACUGGUCAUUAAUAUUAUUUCUAAGAUGCAUAUGUUAAUCUUGUAUGUGAAAUUAUGAAUUCCCUCUGUAUGAUGUUACAAGAACCUGUUUAAGACAAGAGAGCUUAGCCUAGGUGAAGGUGAUAAACAGGUCUGUCCUAGACAAAGGCAUGUGGGUUUACUUCAAUUUGCAUAUUAGCAGUAAACAAAGCUAUCAAGCUAAACCAGUGUGUUAUCCUGAUCUUGAACUUGGGAGACAGAGAAUUAACAGGGCUCCUGCACUCCAGAGAGAUAGACGACUGAAUCCCCAGGAGGCCUCCCUAUCUUUUAAAACAAAACCAACCUCUUUGGGGAUAUAAGGAACAGAAAGAGACUCCAUCUUGAACCUUCACCUUAAGGAGACAAAGAAACUAAGUGAUUUAAUCUUUGUGAUAGAUCCUGACUAGGUCAGCCAGUAAAAGGCUGGAAAGGAGACUGGGGGUCAGAGAAACCAUCUUGAACAAAGACUGUAUCUUGCUAGAUUAAGUUUUAGACUUUUAGAUGCGUAUUUUCUCUUUUAGAUGCUUGUAACUACCUCUACCUUUAUCUCUUUUAUUUGGUAUCACAUAAUCCAUGCUCUUUUGUUAGUUCACUUGUUUUACUUUUACUAUAAACCAAUUCAGUGCAGUGUUUGAAGGGUUGUAUUUACCCCAGUUAAAUUAAUAAAGUGUGAUUGACUCUUUAACAGACCAGCAAACUUAAUAUCUUCUGUGAAUGCACAGUGUAGGGACUGCGCAUUGCAGAGAAACAUCUCGGAGGAGCUCAGGGGCUGGAGUUCACUGAUUGCUACUUACUAGGUGAGGUUUGGGCUGGGAGAGCCUUGAGGAGUUUGCCGGGAGGAAGACAGACUGGUUUAGCAGGCAGCUGACACACAGUCUAAUAGCCAGCAAAACUCGCUCUUGCUGAGACAGAGGGAUAACACAGUAGCUCACAGCUCUGGGUAUCCCCAGCAGUAUGUUACACAUAUAAAAGCAUUAUUCUUCAAUUUGUCAUAGAACAUUCAGCAAUCUGCAUCCUCCCCUUCUGUGGACCCUCCAUUAGCCAUGCGAAGGUAUCGGAGUAUGUCAGCUGACACUCUAUCACGACUA